AUGGGCCUUGCAUCCCUCACCGAAUGGCGUGCAUAUCUCACCGCGGCGCUCACCGAGGCUCCAGGGAAAUCACAGAGCCUAAUCUCCAUUCAGGAACACGCUGCCGAAAGAGAAUCCUGUCAUUUCUGCCAGCUCCGCGCCUUUUCCACGCACAAGGACACCCCCGUCUCCGUCGUCAACGCGCUGGACCGGGCCGUCAUCUCGCCCAACUUUCGCUUCAUAGACUGCAUGGUGCUCGGCGAGGGCGUCGAGCCGGCUGAGGAUAGUUUCCGCAGCGGGUGCUCGUGCGAGCGGGACGGCGAUUGUCAGUUCAUGGGCUGCCACUGUCUCGCCGAUCUGGGGGACCUGGAGAGCAGCAGCGCCGAUGAAGACGAGUACCAGGACGACAACUACGGGGCAAACGGGCAUGGCAAGGGGAAGAAGAAGGUGUAUGCCUAUCACUCGCACGGUGCCAAGAAGGGACUUUUGAGGUCUAAGAUGCUGGAUUCCAAAGAGCCGCUGUAUGAGUGCCAUGCUGGCUGCUCGUGCUCCAAAGAUUGCCCCAACAGAGUGGUGGAACGCGGUCGAACGAUUCCGCUGCAAAUCUUUCGUACUCCGGAUAGGGGAUGGGGAGUCCAUGCCCAAGUCGCCAUCAAAAAGGGCCAGUUCGUCGACCGCUACCUCGGCGAAAUCAUCACCUCGGCCGAAGCCGACCGCCGUCGCGCCGCCUCGGCCAUCUCCCAGCGCAAGGACGUCUACCUCUUUGCCCUCGACAAAUUCACCAACCCGGAGUCGCUGGACCCGCGCCUCAAGGGCCCGCCGCUGGAGGUGGACGGCGAGUUCCUGUCCGGGCCGACGCGCUUCAUCAACCACUCUUGCGAUCCCAACCUGCGCAUCUUUGCGCGCGUGGGCGACCAUGCGGACAAGCACAUUCACGACCUGGCGCUGUUUGCCAUCCGGGAGAUUGCGGCCGGCGAGGAGCUGACGUUUGAUUAUGUGGACGGUGUGACGGAGGAUGGGGCCGAGAUGGAGAGGGGGAAUGGAGCGCAUAUGACCAAGUGCCGUGACUACAUUGCUCUUUUCCUGAUAGACUGUGUCUUUUUUGUGCAAAUGGACACAUCGCCGCAAAGCAGUUCUCACUUCUCUAGCUCUCCUCCCAGUCCCGUCGCUCUUACACUUCGACGCCACCGAAGAGACGAGAAGAGACGUCUACAGGAGCAGUACUCUCUCGGCAGGCCUUUUCCGAGUGAGAGAUUAUGUGGCAAUGGCGAUUGCUUGCUGCGCUGCUGCUGCGUAUACAAGACUACGGGCAUACAUCUUCCUUGGUACAUUCUCAUCGAUAGGGAUGAGAGUGAGGAUGGUGUUCUAGUGAAGGAUAUCUUGACUGAAUUUGCCUACCUUGUAACGACUGAGGUAUGGCCAUCCAUAGAAAAGCAGAGCGAUGUGUUACUCAAGGCCAGGUCGAUGGAAGCCUUUGUCAGUUCGCCACCAGUCAGGGCGGCAUAUCUCGACUUUCAAACAGUCUGCCAGAAGAACGACUUUGACUUUUCAAUCGAGUCACGUCUUAGAGAGGCCCUCUCCAGCACAAUGCCUCAGUUCCGCGAUCUCGUCACUGCUCUAGAUGCGGCCGAGCAAGACAGUCAGCGCACCGAGAUGCUGAUUCAUCGCCACUUACAACCUCAGCAGCAACCUGGGCAAACACCAUCAGGGAGGCCACAAUGGACACAAGAGAGCUGCAUCAUGCGCUUCCUGCUAACGACCGAACUCUGGCGUCGACAUGGCGAGAAGCACAUGCGGCAGCGCAACUGGGCGUGGGAAGAGCCGUGGAUGGUGGCCGAGCUGCUUUCGGCGGUGCUGCUGAAUUACUGGCUGAUGGACGGGGAAAAGUGCUUUGCGAGGGAGCCGAUGAGGAGCAGCGAGCAGUACGACGAGGCGUGGCAGGACUGGCUGGACAAGUAUCCGUUGCUGGAGGAGAGUGGCGAUGAGAGGGAGAGGAGAGUGACGAGUCCGGAUCUGGUGCCGAAGCCGUUUGGGAUGAUCAGGGGAUUGGACUUUGAGAGGGAGAUUGGAUAUGUUGGCGGCGUGGGGACGGCGGCGAGAGGCCCGUUGUGGAGGGACUCGAGCCAGAGGCACGAGGGAGACGAUGAGGAAGAAGGUGAUGGCGGUUUGCCACAGCAUUGAGAUUAGAGAGGAUGUUGGAUUAUUCAUUUGUUCUCUUUCCUCUUCCUGGAUAGUAGCAGCAGCAUCAUCUUAGCCCGAGUCUGUCAAUCUGGAUCUUGCAGGGGAAUCUACACCACAGCGGGUCCCUGAGAUUAGAUUCUCGUUCCUUGCUUCUAUUUUCCUCUUGGUCCCUGCUUCUGGUUCCUGGCAUUCUAGCUGUGUUGGGCUAUGCAAGGGGGAACUUUUGGGGCUGCCCGAAGCCCGUGCUGUUUGCGGGCAUGGAAUACCGGAGAGCGGACAAUUCCGGAGAGGCGGCAAUUGGCGGCAUUCAGAGGGUCAGUUUUGUUUUCGUGGCACGAUUCAAGAUUGCAACAAAAGAAGAGCAAAUUAAGAUCAAACACAAAGGCAAAAAGCUGAAAAAUUUCCAUUCAAAAAAAAAAAAAAAAAUCAUCUUGUUCGGAUUCCGAAAUUCCGAUGUUGCAUUGCUGUCAGGCGAGCACGGCGUGAUUGCUGCAGCGGCCAGGGGGGAAUCAGGCGAUGCUGGCCGGAUGGGAUGGCUGCUCAUGGACAUCUGGGCGCAUCUCUCUUGCUGCAGCGGGAAUUGAAAGAAGGGAGAGGAAAACACGCAAGUGCCGGGAUUGAGACUGUAUGAGUAGUAUGAUUUCUGUUAAAAUAAAAUAUUACUGUAGUAGUAGGCGCAUGCCAGUGAAUGUUUGACAACACAUGCAUGAUGCACAUGCAAGCCGUACUACAUGUAUGCAGCCCAGAAACACCACAACUACCCAGACUCACAAAUGCAACAAGACUGUGUAUUACAUCUCUAUUAUACCAUCCCACGCAGCGCAAUUCCAUGGAAUGAAACAAUCAAGACUUUUCCUCACGUGCUUCUCCUUUUCCCCUGCCGCCCGGUCAGCCGAGCCAUGCCAUGCCUAACCUCGGAUCACGCACCCAAGACUCCAACACAAUAUCAAGGCAAAAGCACCAAAACCCACUA
Trichoderma atroviride IMI 206040 is the source of this 3133-nucleotide messenger RNA. Lineage: Eukaryota; Fungi; Ascomycota; Sordariomycetes; Hypocreales; Hypocreaceae. The record is from RefSeq and is a predicted model, not a curated record.